AUGAAUCACACGCUGGUGAUGGAGUUUGUGCUAGUGAGUUUCAGCCGGAGCCUGCUCCUACUGAGGCUGCACGCCCUGCUCUUCACAUUCAUCUACCUGGUGGCCUUUCUGGAGAACUCAGCCAUCAUCCUUCUCACUCUCCUGGACCAGCACCUCCACACCCCAAUGUACUUCUUCCUCAGACAUCUGUCCUUCUUAGACCUGUGUCUCAUUUCUGCCACACUCCCCAAAUCCAUCCUCAACUCCCUCACCCUCAAGGACUCCAUCUCCUUCCUGGGCUGUGCUGUUCAGCUUUUUGUGGUGAUAAUGAUGGACAGCUCAGAGGUGGGUAUCCUCACCGCCAUGUCCUGUGACCGCUAUGUAGCCAUCUGCCGUCCCCUGCAUUAUGAGACUAUAAUGAGCAGGGGAGUCUGUAUCCAGCUUCUGGUUAUUUCCUGGGUCAGUGGAGGGGCCUUGGGCAUCUUGUACUCUGCAGCAACAUUCUCUUUGACAUUUUGUGGGUCCAAUAAAAUACAUCAGUUCUUCUGUGAUGUCCCUGCCCUAUUGAAGCUCACCUGCUCUGAAGAAUUUACAACUAUUGACAUCAGUAUGGCCAUCGGGAUCUGUUAUGCAUUUGCAUGUUUGGUUUGCAUUGUGGUUUCCUAUGGGUAUAUUUUUUCCACUGUGUUAAAAAUCCCAUCCAGACAGAGUCAGUCCAAAGCUUUUUCCACCUGCCUGCCCCAUCUUUUUGUGGUGAGUACUUUCCUGCUAACAGGAGCUGUAGCUUAUUUAAAACCAGCCGCUGAUGCUCCUUCUCUAAUAGACCUAUUGGUGUCUAUGUUCUACUCAGUGGUUCCCCCAACCUUGAACCCUAUCAUCUACUGUUUGCGUAACAAAGACAUUAAGUUGGCUCUCAGUAAAGUCUUGGGGAAUGUGAGAAACAGUGGAGUGAUGAAACAAUGA
Erinaceus europaeus (western European hedgehog) is the source of this 942-nucleotide messenger RNA. RefSeq names its product olfactory receptor 14K1-like. The coding region runs from base 1 to 942 and encodes 313 amino acids. Lineage: Eukaryota; Metazoa; Chordata; Mammalia; Eulipotyphla; Erinaceidae. Gene Ontology annotation, biological process: G protein-coupled receptor signaling pathway. Gene Ontology annotation, cellular component: membrane. The record is from RefSeq and is a predicted model, not a curated record. Gene Ontology annotation, molecular function: olfactory receptor activity; odorant binding; G protein-coupled receptor activity. The transcript has a single exon.